This is a messenger RNA of Rotaria sp. Silwood2, 1729 nucleotides long. NCBI's taxonomy places the organism in Eukaryota, Metazoa, Rotifera, Eurotatoria, Philodinida, Philodinidae. The record is from the annotation of a GenBank genome assembly.
AUGAGAAGUUUUAAUGCACUUUUUUCAUCAAAUAAUCAAAUACAAAAUGCUCAACAACAAAUUAAUUUUUUUAAAGAAUAUUUAACGGUAUUCAAUGAAUUAACAAGUUCAGAAACAGUUCUACCAGAAUUACCUGUACCAUUAGUAGAUAAUACAACAAUUAAAGUUCUUCUUGCUGGUCAUCAACAACCACGAAUGGGUUUGAUUUAUUAUUAUUUUAUUUUCUUUCUAACGAAUUUCAUUAAGUUAUUUAUUAUUGUAGGUGGAUAUGUAUCAAAUUGUAAUGAUUUUGAUUUUGAAGAAACACGAGAUAUAUGGUCAGAUCUUGAACGAACAGUAACUGCUCAUGAUCGUCGAGCUAGUGGUACUCGUGCACAACUAAAUUUAUUUACAAGUCGUACACAUAAUCAACAACAUCCAAUAGCUGUUGCUAAUGAAACUAUACGUGUUGAAUUUUAUGUACGAAAUACACUUCAAGUUCCAUUAUUAAUGAGUGAAGUACAAAUAUUAUGGAAAUUUUCAUUAGGUACUUGGAAGAGAAAAGCAAGUGUAUCAGCAGAUACUACUGAAGAAUGGAAAGAAUAUACUAAUGAUACAUUGACAAAACAAACUGAGGAACUUGUUGAAUGUGGUAUUCUCAGUGAUUGUGUUAUUUUUCCAAAUGAUACUUCCAAAAUAGAAUUAUCAUUACGACCACGUCGUUCUGGUAAUUUGACAAUAUUAGGUAUAUGCUAUCGACUUAAUAUUCUUGUACAAAAUAUAAGUGAUCAAACAACUUGGCCGUAUGGAAUAAUGGGUAAAACAUUAUUUCAUGUUAAAGGUAUUCGACUUAAUUCAAAUCGUCGAGAACGUCUCAAUAUUAUCUAUGGUGUUGAUAAACGAUUAGAAAUACAAGUUGUACCAGAAGCACCACUUCUACAUAUUGAAUUUUCUCCGAUGCCUGCUGCAAUGUUUUGUGGUGAAAUUCAAUCUUGUUUAAUUCAUUUAAUAAAUACAAGUUCAAUGCAUCCAAUAACUCGUGUUCGAUUAGUAAUAAGUCAACCAAAUCUAAUAACAGUAUCUUCAAUAGACGAAGAUUCUUUAUUAACAUAUACAAAUGAAUCUAAAUCAAUGUGGAAUCAUCCAUUGAAUCAACAAUCUUCCGUAUUAACACUUGUUAGUCAUCAUCAUCCAUUAUUAGCUAAUUCAACACGAACUAUACGUUUAUGGUUACAUGCAUCACAUCUUGCUGGUGAAAUGAAUAUUGAUUUUUUAUUUCUUUAUGAAUCGGAUGUUUUUCAACAACCAUUAAGGUUAUUAUUUCACCUUACGAAGAUGAAUAAUUCAAAAAAGAAAAAAAAAUGACAAUGAAAUAAGAUAUAAAAGUCUUGUUAUUGAAAUUAGAAAGAAUCUAUAAAAAAAGUAUGGAUGAAAAAGAAUAUGUAGUUCAAUAGAGUAUUACUAUAGAGUCGAUCGUAAAUAAUAAUACGAAAAAAAAUUAAUAUAUCUUCUCUUCGGUUUACUCAAAGCGAUUAAUUCAACGCAUUAAUUACUAUUGUUCACCUUACUAAAAAAAUUUAACCAAUUGGUUAUUUUAUAUGUUGAUAUUUGAGUCCGGUAAUUAUAGCGAACAAUAAAAGCUCUUUGGGUACUAAGUUGCUAACAUCCUCAUCAAAAUCAGUAUUCUUAAAAAUUCGAAGUAUUGCAAUCAUUGAUUUUUGAAGUAACUAAUUCUAAAACUUCCUUCUGU